Messenger RNA from Salpingoeca rosetta, 2124 nucleotides. RefSeq names its product mbre TPR repeat protein. Bases 1 to 2124 code for a protein of 707 amino acids. The record is from RefSeq and is a predicted model, not a curated record. Gene Ontology annotation, cellular component: kinesin complex. Gene Ontology annotation, molecular function: protein binding. The transcript has 2 exons. Lineage: Eukaryota; Choanoflagellata; Craspedida; Salpingoecidae.
AUGGCCGACAACGACGAGCACCGCCUGACGGACGGCGUGUCUGUGGAGACGAUCAAGGCCUUCCUCGCAGACCUGAAGAGUGAGUUCCCCAACACGUACACUGAGAUGACAACGGAGGAUGCCUGCAAGCAGUUCGUUGUGCCACGCACACAGCAGGACAACUGCGCUUACGUCGACCUCUUGCGCAAGCAAUCGCCUGAAAGGGUGGGCAAGGCCACCGUGUUUGUGUCGCACGCAUGGCGGUACAAGAUCGCAGACGUGCUCAACGUGUUGCUCGAGUUUGCAGAGGAGCAAGCACGGAAGGAUGGCGGCCAGCCAGUGUUCUUCUGGUUUGACCUCUUCAUGAACAACCAAAACGCCAACGUUACGGCCAACCUCCCACAAGAGUGGUGGAGCACGACGUUCAAGGAGUCCAUUGCCAACAUUGGACGCGUGCUGCUGGUGUUGAUGCCGUGGCGUGACCCCGUGCCACUGACGCGUGCCUGGUGCCUGUGGGAGAUCUUCUGCGGCAUCAGCAACGAGGGCACAGAGGUCAACAUCCGUCUACCCAAGGCCGAGGAGAAGGCACUGGAACAGGCCAUCCGUGACGACUACGAGGCCGUCAUGGAUACGCUUGUGCGCGUGCAGGCUCAGCGGGCCGAGGCCUUCAACUCACGCGACAAGGACAUGAUCUUUGAGGCCAUUCAGAACGGCGUAGGCUUUGCAGCGCUCAACCAGGCCGUGAAGGACCAGCUGCGCGAGUGGUGCCUGGAAAAGGCGGUGGCUGCGGUGGAGGCGAUGCAGACACGGGGCGAGGGCAACACAGACGCCUUUGCAGCGCUGUGCAGCCAAGUUGGCAUUGUGCUGAACACAUUUGGCGAGCUUGACCAGGCCAUUGCCUUCUAUGAGAAGGCAGAGGCGGUUUACGCGCAGGCACCGGGGAAAGAGCGCCCCGAAAUGGCACAGACGUACGGCAACUUGGGCAACGCGUAUCGCAGGAAAGGCGAGCAGGGCAAGGCGAUUGCGUGUUAUGAAAAGGCGAUUGUGAUAUUCGUACAGACGCUGGGGGAAGAGGAUCUGAACACGGCACAGACGUACGGCAACCUGGCCAAUGCAUACGGAGACAUGGGCGACUAUGACAAGGCGAUUGCAUGCGCCGAGAAACACCUCGCCGCCAUGGUGAAGCAGAAGGGGGAGGACCACCCUGACACGGCAGACGUGUUUGUGAACCUUGGUGUCACGUACAAUGACAAGGGCGACCACGACAAGGCGAUUGCAUAUGGCGAGAAGGCCAACGCGAUCUACGUGCGCACGCUGGGGGAAGAGCACCCUGACACCGCAAACACGUACGUGAACCUCGGCCUGGCGUUCAAGAACAAGGGGGAGUACGACAAGGCGAUUGCGAGCUUGGAGAAGGCAAGGCAGAUCUUCGUUCAGACGCUGGGCGACGAGCACCCGAGCACCGCAGCCACGUACAUGAACCUGGGCCACGCAUACGAUAGCAGCGGCGACUCCAGCAUGGCGAUUGCACACUUUGAAAAGGCGAAGGAGAUUUGGCUAAGGACGGUGGGGGAGAGGCAUUCGCGCACAGCUGACACCUGCAAGCACCUGGGCAACGCAUACGACAGCAUCGGCGAGUACGCCAGGGCCAUUGAGUGCUACAAGAUGGCGAAGGAGGCGUACGUGGAGACGCGGGGGGAAAGUCAUCCGGACACAGCAAGCGUCUACGGAAGCCUGGGCAGCGCGUACCGAGAGAAGGGGGAGUACGACAAGGCGAUUGCACAUUUGGAGAAGGCGAAAGAGGUUUUCACAGCGACGCUGGGAAGCAGCAGCCCAGCCACUGCGGCCGUUUCCAUGAACCUGGGCAUAGCCUACAGUGACAGUGGUGAUCGAGAACAGGCGUGCGCACACAUCGAGCACGCCCUGGAAGUGUUUACGGCCACCCUCGGGCCAGACCAUCCAAACACGCGCCAAGCCGCGUACAGCCUGCAACAGGUGCGCAGUGGAGGCGCCAUGUCCAGCCACGACUGUGCAACGCUGGUGUUGUGCAGCCCAUGCAUUCUCGUUGCCUUUCCCUUUGUGUGCAUCUAUCGCUGUGCACAGCACAUGUGCACGUGCGGUCGUGGCGGGGAGAGGGGGGAGUGA